This is a messenger RNA of Haemonchus placei, 876 nucleotides long. The record is from the annotation of a GenBank genome assembly. NCBI's taxonomy places the organism in Eukaryota, Metazoa, Nematoda, Chromadorea, Rhabditida, Trichostrongylidae.
AUGGAGAAACACGGAUAUCAACAGCCUAGAGCCCGGAGCAAGAAAACUACCUUGAGCGAUAAGGGGGAUGAUGUUGUCAAGGAGACAACUAGUACAGGAAAGCCGAAUGAAAAAAAAUCGCGGCGUCGCAUAACUCCAAGAAACGAUGGUAAGCUGAAAUCGUGGAGAUUGAUCAUAAGAAACCUUUCUUUCAAGACAACACGCGAAGACCUGCAGAACGUUUGUUCAAACUUCGGAUCGUUUACCGAUAUCGUUCUGCCGGCAUCCAAGAAGAUACCCGGGCGGACCGCUGGCUUCGCAUUCGUGCAGUUCAAAACGCGGGAAUCCGCCGAGAAAGCUUACGAGUUCUUCAACAGUAGGAAGUUUGAAGGCAGACUGGUUGCGGCAGAUUGGGCUUUGCCGAAAGAUACUUACGAAACAGCUGUACGGGAAGAACGUGAGAAGCUAAAGAAGAAGGUGAAGUUGGAGGAACCGGGCGAUCCAAAAGAAGAAAAUUCACAAAGUUCAAAACUUUCGGAGACACCUUUUCAGCCUACAGUUAGCAAACAAAGGAGCGAUGCAGAGGAAGAAGAUAAUAUGAGGUUAAGUGAUGGCGACAUAACUGACAACAGUAGUCACGAAGAUAGUAUAGAAGGGGAAGAUGCGAGAAUGGACAUAAUGGAAGAAGACGGUGAUAACCUUGACGAUGGUCGCGAAAUAAAAAGAAAGGAUCCGGCAGUUGAUGAGAAACGUGUAGUUUUCCUGAGAAAUCUCUCUUUUGCCACUACAAACGAGACGCUGAAGAAAGAAAUGGAGAAGUUUGGGGAAGUAAAGCUUGCCAUCUGUUGUAAAUUUCGUGAAAGUGGACACUCCAGAGGUUAUAAUACUCGUUUAUAA